Messenger RNA from Mus caroli (Ryukyu mouse), 678 nucleotides. The record is from RefSeq and is a predicted model, not a curated record. Lineage: Eukaryota; Metazoa; Chordata; Mammalia; Rodentia; Muridae.
UCCCGCAGGUUGCCUGACAGGAGGCCGAGAGAUGGUGCCCAGCGGCAGUGGGCAAAGGCCAGAUGGGCCUCGCUUGAUCUACGUGACCCGCUUCGCCUCGCACCGCCAUGGCGUGUGGCAGUUGAGGGGUCUCCGAGGUUUUGGCCAUCGAGGCCCAGGGCUCGGGGCCCGCUGUGCCCCAAAACAAGCAGCGGUGGAGCCCGGGGCCCCGGGAGGAGAGCGGCCCACUGGCUCCCAGGCCGGGGUCACUGACACCCCGGAUUCCGCCCCUUUCCAGCGGAGGUCGAGAGCGUCCAGGGGCCGGGAGCAAGCAGCGCAAGCAGGUUUAAACCAGAAAAAUGCAGCUAAAGAGUUUGAUUUUCCCAUUCCACUGAAUGAAGCCUCCAAGCUAAUGAAGGAGAGGAAAAAGGUGUCCUCUGUGUGGAGCAAAGUACAGCAAGUCAUUUCCAGAAUGAUUGCAGAGAACGAGAGUUACAGACGCAGACUGCAGGGCCAACGUGUAUCUAGUGAAAUUCGAGUUACUGCAAGAUAAAUGUGAAUCUUCCUGCCUUCUCUGGUGAGAGUCCACUGAGAUCCCUGAAGAGACCUUCCCCUCCCUGUGUGUCCUGCUGUGUCUAACCUUCACUGUGCCCUCAUUGUCACCUCUACCUUCUUCCUUCCUUAACCCAGUGCUUGGCA